Messenger RNA from Saprolegnia diclina VS20, 1723 nucleotides. RefSeq lists its product as hypothetical. The coding region runs from base 327 to 1622 and encodes 431 amino acids. The record is from RefSeq and is a predicted model, not a curated record. Gene Ontology annotation, molecular function: metal ion binding. The transcript has 2 exons. NCBI's taxonomy places the organism in Eukaryota, Oomycota, Saprolegniomycetes, Saprolegniales, Saprolegniaceae.
GAGGCGACCGACCGCGGGCGUGGUGAUAUAAAAAAAGCUGCCACCCACGGUCGCGACUUGGUUGACGUGCUGGCCAAUUUGCGUGCCCAGCGACGGUCUAAAUGUUGAGAGGAUGCGCUCCCGCGACUCCAUUUGUGGGGAGCCAAGUCCGCGGGGCUGUACGUGCUAGGGACGCAACAAACGGUGCCAUGUCAAGCUUUCGUAUGGAAUGAUUUCGUGUUGCAAGAAUCGACUCGGGUCGGCUGCUUGGACAGUCCCACAUGUCGGAUUAGAUGGUAAACAUUUCUGAUCCGCCGGAAUGCGGCUUCGAGAUUGCACUUUGAAAAAUGAGCGCCCAGCUGCUCAAGUCGUUUGUGCUCACACACGAGGAGGAGGUCGCGUUCGGCGCCCGCGCCCGGCACCUUCUCCAUACCGCGUUGGCCGCAGCGCCCAAGGCGGCGCCGUCCCUCGACAAGAUGGGCCUGCGUGUCUACAAGGACGACAUGAAGAAGGAGUAUCUCUGCACGGGGCUCGUCCACGCCAGCCUCCGCGACGUGGCCUACGCGCUCUACACGGACUGCACGCGUGACGUCAAGACCGUCGCCGCGCUUCUGCUCGGCAAGGCGUACCAAGACGCCGCCGUCUUGCGCGCACUGCAGACGCGCACGGACGCCGACCCGUUCCAAUUCGUUGGCGCCAAACUCGUGUCCAUCAACAAGACGGGGAUCUUUGGCAAGUCCAAGGAGCUCGUGUACCUCGAGUACUCUGGCACGUACGUCCCACCGGGAAGCGCGUCGUCGCCCGUGCUCUACCAGAUUCUCGAGUGGAUCGAUAUGACCCACUACUUGUCGCCAGCCAACGUAUGGCAUCGCGCGAUUCGCCCCGCGUGCUCGAUGGUCCACCUCUUUCGCCCCGUGGCCGGCAACGCCCGCGUCGUAUCGCUCUUGUCGCAAACGACCUAUGCGCGCGAGGUGCCUGUGUACCUCCGCAACCUCAAUACGACCGCUUCGUACUGCGACCACGUGCAGCAGCUCUCGACGCUGCCGGCGUCGAGGCGGCUCUUGGACGGCAACUGCCUCGUCCAGCACUGGGUGCCAGAGGCCAAGGCGUGUAGCGUCUGCGCGCUCUCGUUCAAGGCGCUCCGACCAAAGUACAAUUGCCGGUCCUGCGGCGACGUCAUGUGCUCCAACUGCACACAUCAAUUGCAGGCGCCAACGACGAUCAACAAAUACUGCACCAAGUGUGUGCUGGCGGCGCGGCAGCGCGAGGGUCCGCCACCGUCCGUGGCGCAAAUGCCGGCGCCAGCGCCGCUCGACCGCGUCCCGACUUUUCUCUACACGGCCAUGGACGAUCUCGAUGACGACGACGCGACGAUGACGAGCUGUCAAGACCUCUUAUCGCAGCGACCCGCGAACGACCCGUUGCCCGAGACGUUUGCGCACAUCGAGAAAAAGCUCGCAGAGCAGAGCUCGCUCUUGUCGUCGAUGCGGGAUGUGAUGGAGCGAAGGCGGCAGUCGCUCGUGUCGUCGUCCGUGUCGGGCACCGAGUACGACUCGUGUGCGAGCUUUGAUCCGGACAGUCUCCUCUCGCUCGGCGACGACGACGACGAUGACAACACGCGCUUUGAAGAAGUUGUCGGUUAAUGCUGCCACCCGGUUAAUGCUGCCACCCUACACCCUUAUUAAUUGUUAUCUAAAUCGAAUCAUAAAUGAACAAACGCAAAUCUGGAUUGUUCGUCAAAUAU